This is a messenger RNA of Drosophila obscura, 1749 nucleotides long. RefSeq lists its product as uncharacterized. NCBI's taxonomy places the organism in Eukaryota, Metazoa, Arthropoda, Insecta, Diptera, Drosophilidae. The record is from RefSeq and is a predicted model, not a curated record.
AAAUGGCUUUUUAUCGAUAGGGCGAAAAAAUACCAAACAAAUUCUAGUAUUUUUAAAUUUCUGGUAACACCUAGAGCUGGGAAUUCCAGAACCUAGUGUGUUUUCUCUGUAAAAAAAUCAGGUGAAACAAGUUAAAAUAAAAUUAAAAAAACAAGGUGAAGCAGAGAGUGUUGUUUUCUGAUGGUUCUUGAGUGGUAAAAGUUGAAACCAAUUUAAGUAGAUAAGAAAGGUAAACUAAACUUCUGGCAGGCUGGUCAAACCGGCAGGAGAAAAUAAAAAUGGCCUUAUGUGAAAUGCCUAGUCAUAGCGAGAGCUGUCCAGUUGACAGUUUCUGCUAAAACCGACACCGCAAAUCUACAAUGACAAUGACAAAUGGCAGUGAAAAUCAAAAAAUUGCAGUUCUGUUUUAUGCUUAUUGUGUAAAUCUGUGAAAAAAAACAGGUGAAACAAGUGAAAAUACAAUUAAAAAAACAAGGUGAAGCAGAGAGUGUUGUUUUCUGUUGGUUCUUGAGUGGUAGAAGUUGAAACCAAUUUAAGUGGAUAAGAAAGGUAAACUUUAGGCAAGCUGGUAAAACCAGCAGGAGAAAUGCCUACAGUCAUAGCGAGAGCAAUAUAUAUGCAACAUGUGGCUGUCCAGUUGACAGUUUCUGCUACAAAUCUAAACAAUGGCAUUGACAUUGGCAGUGCAAUUUUCUGUGUGACCGUAGAAACGAAUUCUACUAAAUUUCUGGCAGCAUCUUCCAACACUGCAAAUAGCUGAUAAUAUACACAAAAUAUUCCAUCAACCUGCGUUUGUUUUCACGUUAUUUUAUAAUCAAUCCAAUAGAAGGAGUCCUUAAAAUAAGCAAAUCUUGUAGAAAGUUGAGUCAUCAAUCGGAUUAUGUAAGAUGCUUAGCGCUGAAAGCUCUAUGCAGCUAGUAACAUUACACCGAAUAUCAAAACUGAGGAAUAUGAUAGCACUGUACGCUGGAUACCCUGUCUAGGUCAGACACCAUUCCAGUAAAAUUUCUGCCGGCAGCAAACAGCUGAUGAAAUCCACAACAAAACGCAUUUCUAAUAAGUACAAUUUAACUGUGUUAAAUAUUGCCAUAUUUCGCCAUGGAGACGCUAAACGUCGAUUGUGUGUGCCAUAUACUGGAGUACCUGCCACUGGUGGAACAAAUAAAGAUGUGCCUACUGCCGCCACGCAUCCGGGAGCUGCUCUGUCUGAUUGUGUGGAGGAAGCCACCACGGUAUCGGAAUGUCUCCGUGUCGGAUGCCAUGCUGAAGCCAUUGAGCAAAGCAGACUGCAUCUAUUUCUUUGAGCUGACCAGCGCCGUUAUGGAGGAGCUCUACAUAUGGAAUGUGCAUUCAAAGGCAUUCGAUUCGUACCUGGUCGCCCGUGAAUGCUCCAUUCAGAUUGAGUACUUAAGAGAGAUAUUGGAUCAGCUGUCGCUGUCCCAUCUAAUACUCACCGCCAACAGACACCAAGUGGCGGGGACUAUCCUGCCGAGUGCGAGGGCCAAGCGUCUCCAUCGCCUGGAGAUAUCCGAUGCCCAGGACUAUGGCUUUCUAUUGGCGCUGCCGCAGCUAACCACGCUGGUGGUCAGCUACCACAAGGUGACGCCCCAAGAUCAGCUUGGUAUGUUGGCAACCACAGCAGACCGGUUGAGGAUUCCUUCAGGUUGUAUUGAAUGUGUGGAAGUCGCACACGAGCAGAUAGCGGCGCUCGAGAAGAGCCAUCCCUGAAAUACACCAAAAAUUAAGUGA